Molecule: messenger RNA, 10821 nt
Organism: Cimex lectularius (bed bug)
Lineage: Eukaryota; Metazoa; Arthropoda; Insecta; Hemiptera; Cimicidae
Product: vacuolar protein sorting-associated protein 13A-like
Exons: 61
Coding region: 197-10750 (3517 amino acids)
Biological process (GO): protein retention in Golgi apparatus; protein targeting to vacuole
Cellular component (GO): extrinsic component of membrane
Source: RefSeq, a predicted model, not a curated record
CAAUAAAUACCAAAAUGGCCGUCCUCUCCUUGCCUACACCUAACCUGCAGUAGGCAUCCAGUCGGCGAACCGUUCGCAAUGGACUGGAAAAUUUCAUUUCAACAAUAAAAAAAAAAAUAUCCAAAAUAAUAAUAACAACCGCCCAACAAUUCCGACGAAACUGCUGUUCAACAUUUAGAAGAAAAGGAGUCCCAAGAUGUUUGAAAGGGUGGUGGCAACUCUCCUUCACCGUUAUUUGGGCAAGUACAUCCAAGACCUCGACACCGAAAAUCUAAACGUCGGGAUCUUCGGAGGUCAAGUCCAGUUGACGGACCUCAAAAUAAAACCAGACGCUCUUUACGAACUGGAUUUGCCUAUCGAGGUCAAAGUCGGAGCCAUUGGAAGGAUCAACAUCAAAAUACCAUGGGGAUGCUUCAGCAAAGAGUCCGUCGUGAUAGAAAUGGAGGAAGUGCACAUAAUAGCCGCGCCUAUAACAGACCGCGAAUACGACCCAGAGAAAGAGAAAAGACUGAUGAGAGCUUCUAAAAGGAGAAAACAGGAAUUGUUAGAAUCAGGAAAUAUUUUAGGAAAUGAUGCUCCAGAAUCUCCUACAUUCAUUGAGAAUCUUAUGACGACAAUAAUGAACAACUUACAAGUAUUUAUUCACAACAUUCACAUCCGCUAUGAAGACUCAGUGAUGAGCGAAAACCCUUUUGCAUGUGGGAUUUGCCUUCAAAGUAUAUCUGUUGAAACAACAAACAGCAAAUGGAAGCCGACUACGACGAUCCAGUCACUUUCGUCCGUAUACCAGAUGAUCCGGUUGGAAUCUCUGUCCAUCUAUUGUAAUCCUGUUUGCUCAGAGCUGGUCGGAAAAGACCCAGGCCAGGACUCCGCUGCCCCUUACACCUGGAGGAACGACAUGAAAAGGGGUCUGGAAACGUUUAGCGUUAGAGGGGAAGAGUUCGAAUUCAUAUUGAAACCGAUAACUGCAAAAAUGAAAUUGAUUGUCAACAAAUCGAAUGAAGCGCGAGUGCCAAAACUUUUAGUUGACUUUGUCCUGCAGGACGCUGCAACGCAGCUCUCUCGUCUUCAAUAUUUAGCGCUCAUCGAGCUAGCAGACUCUUUCAGAAGGAUUAACAUAAAUAGGCGUUUCAGGAAGUUUCAUCCAGGGAAGAAGCUUCCAGGAAAUGUACCUCUGUGGUGGAAAUAUGCGUACAAUGGCGUCCUAGAACAACGCAUAAGACCGUUUACUUGGGAGAGGAUCAAAACGCACAGAAACAACUGGAGGAGGUACUGCACCCUUUAUAAGCAGAUGUUGCUCAAACCGACAGAUACCGAACUCAAGCUGGAUCUUCAGCAGUGCGAAGACUUGCUGACAGUCACUGACAUCAUUAUAGCAAGGGAAUACUCAAAAUCACAGUUGUUGAAAGAAGCACCAGAACGUGUGAAUAUAAUUGAAAAGCAAGGCACGUGGUGGGCGAGGGGUGCCAGGUCAAAAACUUACAAAGAGCUUGAUGUCGUAGCGGAUAAAGGUAGAGGAAUCUGGGCCCAACUUUCGCCUUGUGAAAAAAACCAAGUUUUCGACGCUAUCGGUUACUGCCAGGAGUACAUUGUAUUUGACAAGCCGAAACAAUACAUAGAGCAUAAAAUUAACUUUACAUUGGCCAACUGUUCGCUGAGCCUGCUGAAACGAGGGCACGAAGUACUUGUUCUGACACUUGCUCAAUUUUUGGCAAGCCUUGAAACCCGACCGUCAGCGAAAGCUUUCAAGUUUUCAGCAAGGGUCGAGAGUUUUGUCAUUGAAGGGGCUAACAUCGAUCACGACCUCAUACCUGUGAUUACCGCUGACAAUAUCUACACGGGAAAUCCAGCUUCGAACUUUCUAUCCCUCGAUUUUGAAAAGAACCCACUUAACUCUGAAGCCAAUUACGGGCUUACGAUAAAUCUAGAACCAAUUGAAGUAGUAUACCAUGAGCAUGCUAUAUCAGAAUUGAUCAGCUUCUUUCAGACUGCGAACACAUCCCUGUCGAAAGCUUUCCACUCCCUGACAGAAAUCUGCUCGGCAGGUAUCAAAUCAAUGACAAGCAAGGCGAUAAAACGAUGCAGCUCAAUUGACUUGAAUAUAGACUUCAAACUUCCGUAUUUAGUUGUACCUGAACUCGGAACGUUACAGAAAGGUGGAAAUUUAGCCAUAAUUGAUUUCGGACAUAUUAAAGUUACAACCGAACUUCAGCCUAGUAAUAUCAAUUUGGAAGAUGCGACGCAUAUGGAACUGGAAGAAAGGCUUUACGAUAGAUUCAACAUAGAAUUUAUGGAUUUUCAAGUCCUGUUUUGUGAUGCUGGAGAUGUCUGGAGAGAUGCAAAGAAAUUGAGUGAUACCGAAUUCCAUCUCCUGCCAAAACUCCAAUUCCAGUUUUCAUUUUCUAACAGUGUAAAACCAGAAUAUAAAACAUUACCAAGGUAUAAAUUAAAUGUUGGACUGACAAGUUUAAAAAUCAACGUAUCAGACAGAAAAAUUGGUAGCGUCAUGGAUUUUCUUGACAAUCUGCCGCUUCCUUCUGUGAACACGGUGCAUGUAUCAGAAUCGUCGAAUAUCGUUAAUAUAGCGACUUGUAGCGAGUUUGUCAACGAUGUUUAUAAAGGAGACCCAUCCCACGAGGAGAUGCUCGAGCUUAAAAUAAUUCUCAUCGAGACUGUAAUAAACGCGAUUAACCGACCAGGCCUGAUGUCGGUUUCAAAGGGCAACGCGAAAGUCGCAACGAUGCAGGAUCACAAGAACACAAUAUCGACUGACCAAAGCGACGAAGAGAUUGAACUCUGGGCUAGAACGGUCGACCUGCCUGGUUUCGACGACAAUGUCUCUCCGAACAAUACGAUAACAAUGCUCUUGAGAUUCAUAGUCGGCGAGAUAGUAGUUCAGCUAUGCAGAUCUUGCAACCGCAUCGACAAACCGUACCUAAUGCUCAGAAUAUCCAACAUAUGCUGUGACGCUGCGCUUAUGGAGUACGGACCUGCCAUACAAGCCUCAGUAGGAGGGAUGCAGCUAGUUGAUAAACUUCAUACUGCUCCUUCUGGACAAUAUCUUGAACUUAUCGCAACAGAUCAAGGAUGUGAUUUAGCCACAAUGCUUUAUAGAAAAGUCAGAGCUGACUGUCCUGAUUUUAAGAGCCAUUUUCACAAUGUGGAACAAUCUUUGGUACUGGACUUUUCAAGUGCAAGGGUUGUCCUGCACAGAGAAGCUUUUGUCACGCUCAACAAAUACAUGCAGUACCUCCUUCAAAAGAUUCAAAACCGGGAGAUUUUGCUCGUUCAGAAAGUCAUGAAUAAAAUACCACUGGACGCCUUUGCAAAUCUCUGGGAUCAAAAAUCAGACCCGCCUAUACCGCCGGGUGCGACAAAAUUCAGCUAUUCGACCCGAAUGCACGAAUUCCACCUCAAGUUUUGUGAUUCUGAUGUUGAAUUUUUGGAAAUGAAGGUGAGCGGACUGGAAAGCGAUUGCCUGUUUAAAGCCAACGAGAGGAUGGUUUUGCAAUUUUAUUUAUCAUCUAUUUCCAUCGAUGAUCUUACAGGAAUGACUCUUUAUCCUAAGGUUUUAACAAUUGAUGAUGAAAAGGUCAUAAAUUUCAAGUACAUCAGGCACAAUCCUCGUUUUUACAAAACAGUCGAGAUCGAGACAAAAAGGGACGAUGUUAAAUCCGACGGCAGCCUUAAAGUACAAAUCGGCCGGAUACAGCUUGUCGUUCUGUCAAAAAUGAUCAUCGAUCUGCAACACUUCAUAGAGCCUUUCGUGAAACCAAAUAUGAUCCAUGCGUUGUUCAACAAAAUCGACAGACAGUUCCAGGAGAGAUUCGCCUUGCUUCGGUCUUGCAGCACUAAAAUCCACCUUGCUCUUGACUUCCACACACCUUCGUUUCUUUUCCCUCAGAAAAUGUCAUCCCCCGACCUAGUAAUUAUGAGCCUAGGGGAUUUAAGCGUAGAAAACUUUUUCAAAGAAAAAGUAACAGCUGAAGGUACAGCUACGCCCAUUAUAGACAACAUACUCAUAAAAUUGGAUAACAUCCAUCUCAGCAGAGCCAUAAUGACUUUAGCAGGAACAUUAGAAGCUCAGGAACCAGUCAUCGAGCCAUUAAGUAUUAAAAUUGAUGUGAAAAGAGCGGUGAAUUAUAAUGAUGCAAAGGCAAUCACAUUAUUUGCAAGAUCCAUGAACGGUAGUUAUUCCCAACCGCCUUCGCAGUUGCUUUUAUACCAAGUAGAUGGCUUAAUCGAUAAUGUAAUGAUAAACUUGGGUCAAAGGGAUUUGACGACGAUUUUAAGCGUCUGGGCUGAUAACUUUAAAAACGGAAGUUUUAUAAGUGAAGUUUGUAACAAUUGGUCUCCGACUUCGCCAAGCGAGAUUGUAACACCUUUGCCACCAAGCGAGGACCAGUCUGUACGUAAACUUCAGGCAUUUUUCUAUCAAAAUGAACAGAUCAAAAAAGAAAUUUCAGUGAGGUUUAAUUUCGAAGGCCUUCACAUCUAUUUGUUCAGCGAUUGCGAUGAGGUGUUAAGUUCGCCGAUGAGAGAUAUGAACCAAGGCCUGUGUAAACUGGAAACAGGAGAAGCUUUGCUCACCAUUGACGUAUUCUCGGAUAAAAGUUUGGAAUUGAAGACUUCACUUUCUACUUGUGUUGUUGAGGACAUAAGAAAAGAAACCGACCCGGAGAAUAAAAAAAUACUUCAGAUACAUUCUCCUUAUAUGGAGGACAAUAGCAACAUAUCGGUUUCAGCACCGCCGAUAAUCGACGCGACAUUUAAACAGACCCAGUCUGGUGAUAAAUGCAUAGAUGUCCUUGUUGAGUGUACUCGGCUGAGCCUUUCAAUAUCUUUCAUACUCGAUUUCACUCGGUUUUUAAUGGAUUCACUUCCACCGGAUAAAUACACGGAGGGAGGAUUGAUCAACCACGGUUAUGUCGGAGAUGGAGCUGUCAUUCAGGCAAAGCCAAUUGUCGAGUUAGCAAGGCCUCCAAGUUCAGUAGACAGUACAAGCGGAUAUUUUUCAUCGAGGGCUUCUUGCAGCGAUGAACAAACAGGAAUAAGUAUAUCGUUGCAGAUUAGGAAACCGGAGAUUAUGGUAUAUUCGUCAGGUGGUUAUUCGCUCUUGCUCAGGACAGAAGUGAUUGUAGACUACUCUAGGCAUAUCGGGAGGGAGUCUUUGGUUUUUUCAUUAGCGGGUCUUCGGAUUCUCACAAAAUAUCAGAACCCUCAUAACGAACAGUCUCCUUAUCUUGUUCUGCAACCUUGCGAUGUUGAGUUUGCUAGAACGAUAAAAGCUAAUGACGGAGGACUAAAGAUUACGAUGAAUGUGAGCUUUGUCGAUUUUCACAUAACUCCGAGCAUCAUUCACGCUACAAAUUUGAUCUUAGAUGAGUUCAAUGUUGGAAUGAGCGCUGAAGAAGGUGACAUGAGUAACAUGCUGUUUGGCAAUGUCGAAAUAGAAGAUCUCUGGUCACCUAAGAAAAUCGUACCUUAUCAGUUCGUUCACCACUCAGAGAAUUUCGGCUUUGGUAGAGAUUCAAUGGGCAGAGUGAGCGAAAUGUUCACGAUAACUGUACCAAAAGUGAGAGUCAUGUUCGAGCUGGAGGACGGCGUAAAGCGUGCACCAAUGAUUUUAGUCAAAACAGUCGCCGAUGCCGUAAUAAGUAACUGGACUUCAAAUCUGCAAAUGAAAGGCAGUUUACAAAUUCAAGCGUCAUACUAUAAUUCUCAAAUCGGAGCCUGGGAACCAUUAUUAGAGCCUUCUGUUGAAGACGAGGGUAUUUACAGGCCGAUUGAAAUGCAAAUCAAAAUUUUCAGAGCAAAAGCAUAUCUCAUUCAACCAAGGCUGAACACAGAGGAAAAUGGCGACAAAGAAUUGGUUAAUUCUAUGUGUAAAGUGGCGCAGAGUAAGAGCUUUCAGCGUGUCUUGAAUUCCGAAGAGUCAGAAACAUCUGCAGAUGAGCAAGAUGUUGAAACCGGAUCGAUGCUGUUUAUAAGAAAACGAUCGCACCGCGAACACAUCAAGACGAAGCAUGAAAGUGUCAGUUUGAUUAGCUAUCCGGAAGACUCCGAUUCAGAAAAUGAAGAAGGAGUCAUGGAAAAAUUGGCCAAUGCUAUAAAUCAUCUUUUUACAGGUGAUAGCAGCGAUGGAGAAGCGAGCGACAGCAAUGACUCAAAUGGUGCUGAGCCUUCGCCAGACACCGACGAUGUAUCAGAAGCCGAAUCAGCGACUAGCGUUUCGAACACAAACGCCGGAAAAGACACAAGACCGAUCCUCAUAAAAAAACGAAGUGAUUCCAUAGAUUCAGGAUUGGAGACAGAAGGGAUCGACAAGAUUGCAACUUAUGUCAUCAUCGACAUGAAAGAUCAAAUCGAACUGACAGUCACGCCUCAGUCUCUCAACGUCGUUCAAUCCUUGUACUCUGCUUUUACAAAUUUGGCACAACUUCCUUCUGAAAAUUCUUUAAACCUAGUUAACGACAUUACGCCUAAUUCAACUGUAACACUGUUGUCAAAAGCAGAGGUCGGACCAGCAAAGGUUUUAAUGACAGCAACCUAUGAACAUUCUGAUUCUAUUCCAAGUAGCCCAGCCUCGUCAACAGCGCCAACAGAUUUUUUCAGCCCUGUUGGAUCUGACGUCGAUGGAGAUUAUUUUGAGGAUGGCUUUUCAGCGAAGAAAAGCGAACCAGGCUCGACUGCAGAUAUGUAUUCGCCUUAUUUAAAAUUCCCGAUUGAACCUGUGUCAUGUCUCUAUAAAAAAGUGACGGAUCAUCGAGUGCGAGUCCAGAUUCCAAACUUUGACCAAAUUGAACUCCUAUGCCCUCAAAGGACUUGCAACAAACUUCAUCUUCUUCAGCCUAUAAAACAAAACACUCGUUAUUACAUUGUUCUGAGCAUAGUGUGCCACGACUGGGGGCAAAGUGUCACACUCAGGUCACCGCUGCAAAUGCGGAAUGAAACAUCAUAUGCGAUAGCGCUUUAUUACAAGAAAUCCAUACUCGAAUCAAUCGGCUACCCUCUUAUAGGAGAAUCGACAAACCCUUUUGAAGACACGUACAGGAUUGCCAUUAUCGAACCAGACGAGACUUUCAACGUUCCGCUUACGGUCGCUCACCACUGCAAACUCUACAUAAUGCCUGCUCAUGUCGAUAAUUACGGAAUAAGUGAUACAGCUCUUUGGUGGCAAGAUUUAGCUGUAGAUUUGAACUCGCCGAAGGAUAUAAUUUGCCCUUCUAAAAAUGAAAAAGACCUUACUGUUUUUUCAACUAGGGUUUUGUGUGAGGAUGGUGUUGCAACUCACAGGCAGUCUAGAUUAAUACCAAACUACUUGAUCCGUCUAAUUCCGCCACUGGCGUUUCAAAAUAGGCUGCCGUAUGCUAUUGAGAUCAAAAUACCUUCAGUUGGAUUCGAAGCGAGGAUCGAAGCCGGGGAAAACUCCUACUCUUACAGUCUCAACUUGUUAAAAAGCCAUAAAAUUUUUGUAAACGUCCCGAGUUACCUUGGCAUAGUCUGGGCGGGGAGUUUCACCCUGAGUCCUGAUGCAGAAGAAAAAAUCAUAGGCAUGGCGACUGAACAAGACACGGAAGGCGGGAACAAACAACUAGGUUUGAACAUGAAAGUCGAGAGGAGUGAAACAUGCGAAGUUAUACUUUACGCUCCUUAUUGGAUCAUCAAUAAAACAGGGCUUCCACUUCAAAUCCGAGCUUCUUUAACGGACGUUGUGUAUGAAGCACAAGGAGAAGAGCCGCUUUUGUUCUGCUACAGAAAACAGCGAAAGCCUUGCGUCAGAUUAAGGGCGUACCAUUCCUCCUGGUCGUCUGCAUUUUCCAUGGACGCUUUCAACACAUCUGGCCUCGUGAUUUGCAAGGACCGCGAGAGGAAAAGGCGCUAUAGGAUACUUCUCAAAAUUGAGCUUUCUGAAGUCUGCCCGCAACUCAUAAAAAUAGUCACCCUUCUGCCCAACUUCAUUAUAUCAAACGAAAGCAAACGGCCAUUGAGGUUCAUGGAAGAAAAUGAAAAAGCCGAUCUUUGGAUUGAUCUUAGCCCAUCCCAAUCAAUUGCUUUCUGGCCUGAGACGGAGAAAAUGAAUAUGUUCGUUAAGUAUAGAGAUAGUAAAGUUGUCUCUCAGCACUUCCCGUUAGCCACAAACCACUCAACAGUCCUCCGAAUGGACAAAGGGGGUGCACUUUGUGUGAAAGUAGCGGGUGGAGGUGACAGGCCGUUUAGUGUAAUAUUUCACAGUUACACAAUAGGCGACGCACCAGUCAGAAUUGAUAACUUAUGUGAGGAUCUAUUCUUAAAAGUUCACCAACAGCAUUUAGGACAAGUUGCUCUAUUAAGUCCUUAUCAAUCAAUGCUUUAUACAUGGGACGAUCCGUGCAAAGAAAGAUCUCUUCUGUGGAACGUUUACAAUAAAAAGUCCAAGGAUUACUUAGCCGAAGUCUGGAAGGAUGGCUACGGGCAGGAAAAAGUCAGCUUUCACAUGGUGAAGAAACAACAGUCAACACCGCAGGUUCCGACAGUGACGGCAAAACUUUCAGCAAGCCUUAAGCGGUUUUCGACUGUCCCUUCUCGGACUGGAGGAAGCAGCAGCAGUGAAGAUUCCGAAUCUGAUGAACUUCAAAAGCCUCAAUUAAUGAAGAAAACCAGGAAAGACAAAGUGGUUGUUUAUUGGGUCUCGUAUUUAGAAGGUCCACAGAGGGUUCUUUUAUUUACCCAAGAUGAAAGGGUGGCGUAUAAAACAAGAUUGAAAAUUGACUCGGAGAAAAGCUAUCUCGAGCUUUUCUUCUCUUUGAAAGGUUUUGGCCUCUCAUUGGCAAAUGAACAAAACGGCAUAUUACGAGAAGUGGCCUACAUCACUUUGAGAGAUUCGGCACCUAUUUGGGAAGUUAAUGUGGCGCACAAGUGGAAACCGUUGACUCUAGAGUUGGCAGCCUGGAUUGAAGAACGUUGGAGGCAAGAUUCCAAAAAAGCACAGAUGAAGGAGCUUGUCCAUGUUGACUUUGAAAAAAUGCACAUGACAAAGCCAUUCUAUGGAGAAUUACAAAGAAGGUACAUUCCUGCAGCUUGGUUGCAAUACAGAAAGUCAUUAAACUACAGCUACUUCCAAAUGAAAGUGCACAGGCUACAGGUUGAAAAUCAACUCCACAACGCUGUUUUCCCGAUUAUCCUCCAUCCUAAACCUCUACCGAGGUCUGUCUUGAGGAAGUCCAAUGACAGGCCUUGUUUAGCGAUAGCUGUACUGAAACGACAGCAAAAUUCACAGAGCGAUGAUGUCUACAAGUCGAUAAAACUACUAGUUCAGGAAUUCACGCUUCAGCUCGACCAGAAUUUUGUCUUUAACAUCUACUCAAUCAUAUCACCUUGGAUGACCGAAACAAAGCCCUCUGUCAGGAUACGAUCAGACAUUACAGCUUUGUACCAACCACUUUCAAAUUGGUGCAAAUUGUCGAACGAUCCAAAAGUAAUUAUCGAACAGAUUCAUAUUUCACCGAUAAGUCUUCAAGUCAACUUUGCGCUGAAUGGCAACAUCCCACAUCACGUUUACGGAAAGUCGUUCAACCAUGAUGUUAUAUACUUCUUAUUCGAUACGCUCUCGGCUUCUCAUAUUGAAAUGAAAGGGCUCAACCUGAAGACGACAUAUUAUGAGAGAAAAGGCUUGAUCGAUACGAGGCAGAAUCAAAUAUUAGAAAUCAUCUCGCAUUUCACAUCCCAGCUUUUCCCUCAGAUUCAUGUUCUCGUAUUCGGCCUUGACAUACUCGGAAAUCCUUAUUCGCUAGUGACUGACUUCACAGACGGCCUCGGCGAUAUGUUCUACGAGCCUUCAUUUUUUCAAGUUGAAAGUCCUGAAGAGUAUUGUGACGGCUUGCUGAUGGGCGCUCAAGUUCUGAUAGGUCACAUCCGCGGCCCAUCGACAUCCAGUACUCUCAUCACAAGCGGUCUUACAGACUCUUCUACGCUUCUUCAAUUCGACGACGACUAUAAAAAGAAGAGGAGAUUAUGCUGUAUGCAACAAAGCGGAGACCUUCCCCUCGGCAUCGUCUGCAACAGCAGAACGUUUGAAGUCGGCAUCGCUUUGGGGAUGUCCGGCCUCAUAAUAAAGAACCAGUCAGGACAACAGCAAUUCGGACCUACAACAACAGGCCUCCAACAACACGACGGGCUUGAGCUGUUUUUCAAAAGCAUAGGUAAAGGUCUCAUGGGUCUGCUGACGAAGCCGACCGGAGGGAUAGUUGACUGUAUAGCCAUGGCUUCGGAUGGAAUAAAACGGGCUUUGGAAAUGGGAGACGAGUUUGUUAUGAGGACCAGGCAGCCGAGAUACAUGGAUCAAUACUUGGGAGUUAAACCGUAUUCUAACUACGAAGCUUCUGGAAAACAACUUCUUUCAUUGGUAAAUAAAGGCCACUACGCUGACACAGAUACGUACUGGACUCAUGCUCCGCUGACUCCGGAUGGAAGAUCAUUUCUAUUAGUUACAUUACAUCAUGUGUUUCUAAUAGAAAAAUGCCGACUUUGGGGUACAUGGGAGGUCGAAUGGGGCGUCAGGGUUGACGAUAUCAUGUCCGUUCCAACAGUCGAAAAAAGCGCACUGGUUCUGAAAGUCCGUCAGGACGGCACGUUCACGUACAUGAACGGUGACGAGCGCACAGUUCCGAGCAGGGAUAAGCCGAUACUCCAGUGGCUGCAGAAAAAAAUUGAAUCCGUCAUGAUAAUCAACAUGGAAGACAAGCCGUGCCCUGUCGCAGUCGAGGAUUGAAUUAAUUAAUCGUUUUUAAAAAUUUAAUAAAAAUAGACGGAUCCGAUGAAGGAAUUAAAUAUAUUUUUGUA